Molecule: messenger RNA, 2517 nt
Organism: Thyridium curvatum
Lineage: Eukaryota; Fungi; Ascomycota; Sordariomycetes; Thyridiales; Thyridiaceae
Exons: 4
Coding region: 1-2517 (838 amino acids)
Biological process (GO): activation of GTPase activity
Molecular function (GO): GTPase activator activity
Source: RefSeq, a predicted model, not a curated record
AUGACGUUGGGCCCCGCCAAAUCGCACAACGCCGCGGGCGGUCCAGACAGAGCCACUUCUCCAGCCGGAAGCUUCUACGCCAUGAGCGACGAUGAUGAAGGAGAGUACAACACCAUCACCCACACCGAGACCGGACGUGGGGUCAAGCUGUUGUACUCGAAAAGCAAGGUCUAUAUCCACCCCACGCCCUCGGCCAAGGACAAUAUCCCGGGCUACGUCGCCCUGCUGCAGCAAAAGACGCCCAACACCGACGAACGCCCAACCUCGUCUUCUUCCAAAGCCGACGCCCAUCCCGCAUCCUCCGAUCUUCUCCUUGCCUGGCUGCCCGAGUCGUCUCUCGGCGACUCGGCAAGCAUAUAUGUCAAAGUUGACCUGUGCGAAGGCGACUCUCCGCCAAAGCAGUCGUAUCUCGUGCCCCCACCCCCGACGGUCACGACGCACCGUGGUUCCGUAGGCCAGUAUGCCUUCGCCAUACCCGUCAGUGCCGUAUAUUCUCUCCUGGUCCGGCCUCCGAACCUGGGCUGGUGGUAUGGCUCCGUGGUCAUCAACUCCCGCGCGGGCGACAGCUUUCCCGCUCUCUUCUUCCACGACAGCGAGUGCCAGUCCACUAUUCUGCAGAAGAAGAAGCGGGCCCGAGAGAGCUUUGAUCCCUUUGGUGAAGGUGGCGAGAUGUUCUGGGGAGGCGACGAGGUAUUGCGGUGGUUGAAGCGCUAUGUGCACAUCGAGAAGAGCGUGGCGGAGCCGAAUAUAUACCUGGUCGAACCCAGCUCGGCGGACGCCGAAGCCUUUGGCAGCAGGCUCACCACGAGUUCAUUCUCGGCCACCGGACGACAGGAUGACCGCUCGGGUCCAUCAACCAGAGGCGCGACGUCCGGGUCAGGUCCACCGACCGCUCCGGGCACCUCGAGAGACGCCAGCAUGGACCCUUUUAUGAAAUUCGUCAAGGAGACUGGGUGGAACAUUAUGGAAAAGUUCAGCAAAGUCACCACCUUCACGAGACAGGCAGCGCAGAAUGCUAUGGAUGACCCGCGGAUGCCGCCACAAGUCAAGAGGUUCCUUCGCAACCCCGAAGUCCAGACGAUCCAGGACGAGUUCGACAGUGCGCGCAUAUACCUGGCGAGGUGGGCAAUGGGGAUCGCCGAGCAGAGUGAGCGGGAUAGAAACCAGCGGAUCUGGACUGCGCGGGAAGUCAUGGAGCUCGAGGAUACCGACGUUGGUGAGUUCGAGCUCCUGGAAGCCAGUAGCAUGUCGCUAGAAGAGAGAAGAAAGGCCGUGACGCUUAAGGAGUGGAACUCGUUUUUUGAUCCCCAGACUGGGCGGCUCGCAGUCACUGUCGACGAGGUGAAGGAGCGUAUAUUCCAUGGAGGACUGGAUCCGGAGGAUGGCGUACGCAAGGAGGCCUGGCUCUUUCUGCUGGGCGUGCAUGACUGGUACAGCACGGCAGAGGAGAGGAAGGCGCAGAUCGCGUCCCUUCGCGAUGAAUACAUCAAGCUCAAAGCGGCCUGGUGGGAACGCCUGAUCGACAUGGGUGGGCAGGGAGAGGAAGGCGAAUGGUGGAGAGAACAAAAGGGCCGUAUUGAGAAGGACGUUCACCGGACGGACCGCAACGUACCCAUCUUUGCUGGAGAGAACAUACCGCAUCCCGACCCCGAAUCUCCUUUCGCCUCGGUUGGCACAAACGUUCACAUGGAGCAGCUCAAGGACCUUUUAUUGACCUACAACGAGUACAACAAGGAGCUGGGCUACGUCCAGGGAAUGUCAGACUUGCUCGCUCCGAUCUACGCCGUGGUACAGGAUGAUGCCAUCGCCUUUUGGGGCUUCCAGCGGUUCAUGGAUCGCAUGGAGUGGAACUUCCUCCGUGACCAGUCCGGCAUGCGAGCGCAGCUCCGCGCGCUUGACCACCUAGUGCAGUUCAUGGACCCCAAGCUCUAUGCCCACUUGCAGUCCGCCGAGAGCACCAACUUCUUCUUCUUCUUUAGGAUGCUUCUUGUCUGGUACAAGCGUGAGUUUGAGUGGAUGGAUGUACUGCGCCUUUGGGAGACGCUCUGGACGGACUUCUUGAGCAGCAGCUUCCAUCUGUUUGUUGCUCUGGCCAUCCUGGAGAAACAUCGAGAUGUGAUCAUGGAACACCUCAAGCACUUUGACGAAGUCCUCAAAUACAUCAACGAACUCUCUGGUACGAUUGAUCUCGAAUCCACGCUGGUCCGCGCCGAAUCCCUCUUCCGUCGCUUCCGCAAGCUCGUUGAGGCCAUCGACAAGAAGCCGAACUUUCCUGGACCCAGGUUGCGUGACGACAAUACACCGAGCCGGCCCGAGACUUCUCCUUCUACAACAGCAACGGAUGCACAACGGCCACAGGUGUCUUCCCCUGCCAGAAGCGCAGGCAAGUCGCCCGCCAAGGUCGAGAAAGUCAUCACUCCUGAGCUCAGGAAGCUGCUCAGCCGGAGCAUCGAGACCGUGCCUCGUAAGGAUGUAGCCAAGCAGGGCGGCGGAUUGUGGACUCAUAGUGGUACUUGA